AGGAUGAAUUGCUUUUUCCUUUCUUUUUUCUUUCUUUCUUCUUCCUUAUCCGCGCAUUUGCUCUUUUCCUUUUCCCCGAUGCUCUGCCCCCCGACCCUCUGCACCCGACGAGUCCCCCCAAACUACCGCCACCCAUUUUCCGGCCGGAAAUCCGGCAAAGCUUGGGGAUUUCUCCCUAUUUUCUUGUCUUAGAACACCUGUUGAACCCAGAAAAUCCCAGAUCUGCGUCUUUCCCCCCUCUGCUGUCCGUCGGCUUCAACUUGUGGGUUUGAAAUUUCUGGGCGUUUUUCGCCGUGAGUUUUCCCCCAUGGGUCCCGUCGACUUCCUCACCAGCCAAGCUCGGGUUCUGCUAGCUGGAAUUCUGGUUUUGAUCGUUCUGUCACCGUAGCACUUGGGUUAGCCUUCUAUUCUGUGCGAGUGAGGUAAGUAAAUUAUGGUAAAGCCCUUCGAUUUUAAAGCAUGUUUUCAAUUGUUUUUGAGAUGGUGGCAAGGUUUAAAUUGAUUUUAAAUUGAUUUUAUCAGUAUUUGAGUGUGAUUAAACUGAAAUGGAAAUAAUGAUGAUUUUAUGGGAAUUUCAUUGUUUUUUUUUCUGGAAUUGAGCAUGAUUGGAAUGAAAUUGUUUUUGUUGCAUUGAGUUGAGCAUGCCUAUUUGGAAUUGACUGAACUGUUUUGAUUGGAAUGAGAGUUGUAAAUGUUGAGCUUUCUGUUAAAUCCAUGGUCACAUGGAAAUUCUUCGGUUUAUGUCUGAGAUUUGAGAUUGAUUGUGAAUGAUGAAUUUUUCUGGAAAUCCUGCAUGGUUUUGUCUCGGAUAUAGUCAUGAUUACUGACGCCCGCUAGUGGGAGCUAUAAACGCUAGCACAUGUCGACAUGUAUUUCUGUAGAACCGGUUCACCCUGCCAAUGGGGUUAAACACUGGCACUACCUGACGCCUGCCAACGGGAGUGUGUUAAACACUGGCACUACCUGACGCCUGACAGCGGGAGUGUGUUAAACACUGGCACUAUUCCUGACGCCUGCCAGUGGGAGUGUGUUAAACACUGGCACUAUUCCUGACGCCUGCCAGUGGGAGUUUGUUAAACACUGGCCAUGACUUAUAGAUGAGACUACUGAACUGAAUCCGAUUUCCGCAUUAAUGGUUUAUCAUUAAAAGUUUUGUUAUACUUACAUGGUUUAUCUGGCAUGCUAAAAGUUUUACCCAAGGGCUAUCCAUAUUUACUUACUGAGUUUAUCUCAUAGUUUUUCCUUGUCCACCAUUUCAGGAAGCAAAACCGAGGACGGAGAAACCGAGGGGAGUGACGAAUUAGAAGGCUAGCCAUUCAAUUCGGGUAUAAGUUUUAGAUUUUAUCAUCCUUUUGUAAGGUUGAUUUUAUUCAUGAGAUUUUGUGAUUUGGAUAAGUUCCGAGCCUUGUGCACUUGUGGGAGCCGUCUCACGAGUGCACGGCGUCUGCCA
Rubroshorea leprosula is the source of this 1450-nucleotide messenger RNA. NCBI's taxonomy places the organism in Eukaryota, Viridiplantae, Streptophyta, Magnoliopsida, Malvales, Dipterocarpaceae. The record is from the annotation of a GenBank genome assembly.